AUCGAAGUCAUGAAAAGGCGGCUGCGAUUGAAGGUGUGGUGGCCUCGUCUUGACAAAGAUGUUGAGAAGUACGUCAAGCAAUGCAAGUGUUGUACACUCGUUUCUGGACAAAACCCACCAGAACCCCUGCAAACAACGAAGAUGCCGGACCGUCCCUGGGCCGACCUCGCCGCGGACUUCCUUGGCCCUUUGCCAUCAGGACAUAAUCUGCUGGUGAUUGUAGACUAUUUUAGUCGGUUUACCGAGAUAAUUGUAAUGAAGCAGAUAACAGCAGCGCAAACGGUUCGUGCGUUGCAUGAAACAUUCUGUCGCUUUGGUUUCCCAGAAUCCCUGAAGACCGACAACGGACCACAGUUCAUAAGCUCCGAGUUACAGAGAUUCUGCAGUCAAUUUGGAAUCGACCACCGAAAGACCACCCCGUAUUGGCCACAGGCCAAUGGUGAGGUGGAACGCAUGAACCGGAAUAUAGUGAAAAGACUGAAAAUCAGCCAGGAAACGGACGGCUCGGAUUGGCAGUGGGAUCUCCGGAUGUUCACGCUCAUGCACAACUCAACUCCUCACUCAACAACGGGAGCACCACCUUCGACUCUAAUGUUCGGGCGUGUUCUGAAGGAUAAACUGCCGGGAUUAGUAACAAAAGGGCACAAGAUCUUGGAAGAGAUCAUCGAUCGAGACGCGGAGAAGAAACUUAAGGGAGCUGAGUACACGGAUAAACGCCGCCAAGCCAGAGCAAGCGAGUUGGAGGUCAGGGACACCGUUGUGGCCAAACGGGUUCAUAAGGAGAACAAGUUGUCGACCGCUUUUGACCCAGAAGAACUGACAAUCAUUGGUAAGACGGGAUCAAGCUUAACAGUGAAGUCUCGAGACACAGGAAGGAUUUAUCAAAGGAAUGUCUCUCACUUGAAAAAGAUUCCCAUAGGUCUCGAUCAGACGACGGACGCAGAAGGACAACUAGACGGAGCUGAGGAUCAACCAUCCGAUGACGGGGAACAGUCACACCUCAACCCAAGCAAUAACGUUGAACUACGACCGCGACGGGCUAUGAAACGUCCAGCACACUUCGAUGAUUACGAAAUCAAUAAUUUGUUUUAAACGCGCAAGAAGUACGACAGUUUCAAACUUCAAAUUUAAGCUUAUAAAUAACUAGGACCUUGACCAACUUUGCAUUAUUAAAUCUGACAUUACUUCUAGUCUUAACUCUUCUUAAACUAAGGGAGGAAUGUAGUAUUGUACAUUGAAAACUAUCGCACCUUUUAUAUGCCACAUUGGAACCACACCAUUUAAUAUACGUCACAAGUCCAGAUAGUAUGGCAACACUGACAUGUUGGAAUAAAAC
Molecule: messenger RNA, 1336 nt
Organism: Culex quinquefasciatus (southern house mosquito)
Lineage: Eukaryota; Metazoa; Arthropoda; Insecta; Diptera; Culicidae
Exons: 2
Coding region: 10-1092 (360 amino acids)
Biological process (GO): DNA integration
Molecular function (GO): nucleic acid binding
Source: RefSeq, a predicted model, not a curated record